AUGAAAUCCUUCGUGGAGGUCGCCGAGUUCUAUGAGCACCUAACCCAUCAUAUCGUCCCAGGGCCCAACAGCUACAGCUACUUCGUUCCCUUCCUGCUUCUCCCACUCGCUUUACUCACACCGCCAUCUGUGUUGUCCCGGAGUCAACUGGCUUUCCUGUUUCUGCCUGCCAUAUUUGCCUGCCAAAUCCAUUCCUGGUACGCCGCCGGCAUCGAUGUCAUCUCCGUGGACCUGGCCCUCUGGAGCUUCGUCCUCCUGGUAUGUCGAGAUCCGCGCAAGACACACCGGCGCAUAUGGAUUUCCACACCUUCGGUUUCCGAUGAGAAACGCCCGAGCGAAACGGUAGAAGAUAUCGUUGUCGAAGAAGCGUAUCCCGAAAAAAUGGCACAGCGGAUUCCUUGGGUCUUCACACUGCUAGUAUCUCUGCGACUAACGGGAUGGAAGAUUGGUGAUCCUUCUCAUGAUAAAACCCAGCCACCAGCAAGACUCAGCAGAUCAGCCUUUCUGAGGCACGCAGUAAAAACCGUUGUCCAGAGCUAUCUCAUCCUAGACGCCGCAGCUUUCUACGCUUGGACGGAUCCUUACUUCACCACGUCUGGCAUGGAAGUCGACCAGCCGUUUCCUCCCCCAAACGCGCAAAUGGCAACCUGGCUCGUCACGUUAAGACUGCUGCCUCCACGGUUUCUCAGAUCCUGUGUUCUUGCAGGACAAAUCUAUGCCAUGGUGACCGGCAUGUUCUAUGUCCCCCUAAUCCCAAUGGUAGGACUGAAUGCUGUUGGUAUUCUGCCAUACGAGUGGAGUCCGCACACAUGGCCACUGCCCUUCGGCCGAUUUUCAGCUAUACCGGAAAGGGGACUUCGCGGUUUAUGGGGUGACUGGUGGCAUGGUGUAAAUCGGCAGUUUACUGCGCCUCCAGGACGAUCGUUGGCUCAGGCAUUGGGUAUCCCAACGAAGUCGAUAACGGGGUUUGCGCUGUUAAUGAUAUCGGCGUUUUUCUUUUCCGGUGUCAUGCAUAUGGGGCUGAUUCCACCAGAGCCGGAAACGAGUCUGGUGUCUCCGCGCUGGAUGAGAUUGCAUAUUGCGGGCUUCUUUUGGGCUCAGAUACCAGCCUUUGGCUUGGAGCUCGCGGUGUCGAAGCUCGUUGCUCGCUUCAUCCCGCAAGCAUUGGACUGGUCAAUGACGAGGGCGCUAGUGAUAGCCUGGACGGCUGCAUGGCUGUGUCUGACUCUACCGCUUAUGGCUGUCCCAUUCCGGGAGCUGGGUUACUGGCACUAUCAUCCGGUGCCGGUGAGUCUGCUGCAAGGACUCUCAGGCAAAGGCUUAUGGACGUGGACCUGGUGA
Messenger RNA from Letharia columbiana, 1341 nucleotides. RefSeq lists its product as uncharacterized. The transcript has a single exon. The record is from RefSeq and is a predicted model, not a curated record. The coding region runs from base 1 to 1341 and encodes 446 amino acids. Lineage: Eukaryota; Fungi; Ascomycota; Lecanoromycetes; Lecanorales; Parmeliaceae.